Molecule: messenger RNA, 7839 nt
Organism: Drosophila innubila
Lineage: Eukaryota; Metazoa; Arthropoda; Insecta; Diptera; Drosophilidae
Product: tetratricopeptide repeat protein 28
Exons: 6
Coding region: 125-7651 (2508 amino acids)
Molecular function (GO): protein binding
Source: RefSeq, a predicted model, not a curated record
AACAGCACCAACAGUAACAACAACUUACGACGACUUCGAGGCGUCGGCGACUCCAAUUCGGACGCUGUCGCCACAUUCCAUGAGACCGGCAUGCUAAAGGCGCCUUGAUGGUUUUUGCAUACAAAUGACGAAUUAUGAGAAUCUUAUAAAUUUGCCAUUAAAUUUUAAUGCAAAUAAUCAUGCAAAUAAUAAUGAGAACAAUGGCAAAAUUGCUGUUGCCGAGCAGCUAUUGAAUAAGAUGUCGCAGCGGGACUUUUCCGAGAACGAGCCGGAAUGCACACCGGAAUUGCCCGCCGCGAAUCGCGCUCUCUUUCUGGAAAAGGUGCGUCAAUCGAAUGCCGCAUGCCAGAGUGGCGACUUUGCCACCGCGGUGCUGCUCUACACCGACGCACUGCAGCUCGAUCCGGGCAAUCACAUCCUGUACAGCAAUCGCUCAGCUGCCCGCCUCAAGCAGGGACAAUUCGCGUCGGCUCUCCAGGAUGCGACCCAGGCACGCGAGCUGUGUCCACAGUGGCCCAAGGCGUACUUCCGCCAAGGCGUUGCCUUGCAGUGUCUGGGCAGAUACGGCGAAGCAUUGGCCUCGUUUGCAGCUGGAUUGGCACAGGAACCAAGUCACAAGCAGCUGCUGGCGGGACUUGUGGAGGCAUCGCUGAAAAGUCCGCUGCGUGCGGCCCUGGAGCCGACGUUGCAGCAGCUGCGUGCGAUGCAGUUGCAUGAGUCGCCGUUUGUGGUCAGCUCUGUGGUGGGUCAGGAGCUGCUCCAAGCAUCACAGUAUCAGGCCGCAGUCGCCGUCCUUGAGGCUGCGUUGCGCAUCGGCAGCUGCUCGCUGAAGCUGCGUGGUUCCGUCUUCAGUGCCUUAAGCUCGGCGCACUGGGCUCUAAAUCAGUUGGAUCAGGCGAUUGGUUACAUGCAACAGGAUCUGGCUGUGGCCAAAUCUCUGGGUGACACGGCUGGCGAGUGUCGAGCACAUGGUAAUCUCGGCUCCGCCUAUUUUAGUCAAGGUGCCUACAAGGAGGCGCUUACAGCCCAUCGCUAUCAACUCGUCCUGGCCAUGAAGUGUAAGGACACGCAGGCAGCUGCCUCGGCCUUGACAUCCCUGGGGCAUGUAUACACCGCUAGCGGUGACUAUCCCAAUGCACUCGCCUCCCACAAACAGUGUGUACAACUCUUCAAGCAGCUCGGCGAUCGCCUGCAAGAGGCGAGGGAGAUCGGGAAUGUGGGCGCUGUUUACCUGGCACUGGGAGAGUGCGAGGCAGCCUUGGAUUGCCACACACAACAUCUGCGAUUGGCCCGCAAGUUGCACGAUCAGGUGGAGGAGGCAAGAGCCUACUCCAAUUUGGGCUCGGCUCAUCAUCAGCGUCGACAGUUCCCCCAGGCAGCCGCCUGUCAUGAACAAGUGCUGCGCAUUGCCCAGUCUCUAGGGGAUCGCAGCAUUGAGGCGCGCGCCUAUGCGGGAUUGGGGCAUGCAGCACGCUGUGCCGGCGAUGCAGCUGCCUCCAAACGUUGGCACGAACGACAACUGGCCAUGGCGCUGGCAGCACGAGAUAAAUUGGGAGAAGGACGCGCUUGCUCUAAUCUGGGCAUUGUCUAUCAGCUGCUUGGAGCCCACGAUGCCGCCUUGAAGCUCCACCAAGCGCAUCUGGGCAUUGCUCGCGCCUUGGGUGACCGGGCGGGCAUGGGACGCGCCUAUGGCAACAUGGGUAAUGCCCAUGCCGCCGCUGGAGCCUACGAGGCGGCUGUGAAGUACCACAAACAAGAGUUGGCCAUCAGUCAGGCGGUCAACGAUCGCAGUGCCGAGGCAGCCACCCAUGGAAAUCUGGCGGUAGCCUACCAGGCUCUAGGUGCCCACGAUGCCGCCCUGGCGCACUAUCGUGCUCAUCUGGCAACGGCAAGAUCACUCAAAGAUGCAGCGGGAGAAGCUUGCGCUCUGCUGAAUCUGGGCAAUUGCCUCAGCGCCAGACAGCUCUAUGGGGAGGCUGUUCCUCACUACGAAAGUUAUCUGAUGCUCGCUCAGGAACUGGGCGAUGUCGCCGCCGAGGGCAAGGCCUGUCAUCUCCUGGGUUAUGCCCAUUAUUGCCUUGGCAACUAUCGUGCUGCGGUUCGAUACUACGAUCAGGAUCUGGCCUUGGCCAAGGAUGCUCAGCAUCGUCCGCAUAUGGGACGCGCCUAUUGCAAUCUGGGAUUGGCUCAUCUUGCAUUGGGACACACUGCCGCCGCCUUGGAGUGUCAACAACUCUUUCUGGCUGUUGCCCAUGCGACGGGUCAGUUGCCGGCCAAGUUUCGUGCCUUGGGAAAUAUUGGGGACAUCCUGAUCCGCACGGGUGCCCAUGAAGAAGCCAUCAAGCUGUAUCAGCGUCAGCUGGCGCUGGCCAGAUCCGCCGGCGAGCGUGCCAUGGAAGCAGCUGCCUGUGGCGCUCUGGGAUUGGCCCAUCGUCUGCUUCGUCGCUGGGAUAAGGCCUUGGGACAUCACACACAGGAGUUGACCCUUCGACAGGAGCUGGGCGAUCUAGCAGGCGAGUGUCGGGCUCAUGGACAUCUGGGUGCCGUUCACAUGGCUCUUUGCAGUUGGACGCAUGCGGUCAAGUGCUAUCAGGAGCAACUGGAGCGGGCGCAGGAGCAGAGGGAUGCGGCAGUUGAGGCUCAGGCACAUGGUAAUCUUGGCAUUGCCCGUCUCAAUAUGUCACACUACGAGGCAGCCAUUGGCUGUCUGGAAGCGCAACUGGGCACCUUGGAGCGUGUCUCCCUGCCCUCCACCCAAGCGGAUCGAGCGAGAGCUCUUGGACAUCUGGGUGAUUGUUAUGCCGCCCUGGGGGACUAUGAAGAGGCCUUAAAGUGCCACGAUCGGCAGUUGCAGCUUGCUUUAGGUCUGGCCAGUCAUCGGGAUCAAGAACGUGCCUAUCGAGGAUUGGGUCAGGCCCGUCGUGCUCUGGGACAGCUGGCCACGGCUUUGGUAUGCCUGGAGAAGCGUUUGGUGGUGGCCCAUGAGCUGCACAGCGCCGAGGUCAAAGCCUUGGCUUACGGAGAUCUGGGACAUGUCCAUGCUGCGUUGGGUAAUCAUGCCCAGGCCCUGAACUGCUUGGAGCAUCAGCGAGAGUUGGCACGUGGUCUGCAGGAUCGUGCCUUAGAAUCGGAUGCCAUGUGUGCGUUGGGGCAGGUGCAACAGCGCAUGGGACAACUUGUGGAGGCCCUGCAACUUCACGAACAGGAUCUCCAGCUCUGCACGGAGCUGGCGGCGCCAUCACUUCAGGCACGUGCCUUGGGCAAUCUUGGUGCCGUCCACGAGGCAUUGGGACAGCAGGAUGAAGCCUUAAAAUGCUACGAAAGACAGCUCGGACUCAGCUCGGAUAGACUCGGCAAAGCUCUGGCCUGUGGUGCAUUGGGACGUGUGCAUCAUCAACUGGAGCAGCAUGGGCAGGCGGUGGAAUACUUGCGUCAAGGUUUGGCCAGCGCCCAGUCCAUUGGCAAGUCAGAGGAGGAAGCUAAAAUAAGACAUCAAUUGGGUCUUGCUUUACGCUCCUCUGGCGACCCUGAGGGCGCUCGCAUUCAACUGGAAACAGCUGCGCAGCUGCUGGAGUCUGUGCGUCAGGAACAGCGCAGUCCGGAGGCACGACUGGCUCUGUACGAGCUGCAAACAAGUUGCUACCAUUUGUUGCAACAACUUCUGGUGGCCUUGCAACGGAAUGAGGAUGCACUUGUUGCCGCCGAGCGCUGCAAGGCGAGAAAUGGCGCCGAUGCCAAGAUGCCUCUUUCAACAACAACCACGACGACAACAACAACAUCGACAACAGUUCUAGCCGACAUUGAGGCCAUUUUGGAGGCCGUGAAUCGUGGCAGGAUGCCCGUGUUGUACUACAGUCUGGCGGGAGAGCAGCUCUAUGCUUGGUUGUUGCAACCUCAGACAGGUAUUGUGCGCUUCCAUGCGGCACGUAUCGAUCCGCAGACGUUGCAGUUGCCCCUCUCACUUAACGAGUGCCACGAAGAGGAUGAGGACGAGCAGCAGCCGCAUCGGGAGGGUGAACCCUCCGAGACCGAUGGUCAAUUACUGUUGGAACGUUAUAUAAACAUGGUGCGUGAUAAUCUCGGUGUAAACUCACAGAGUCUCCUCCAUGAAGGAGAUGGCAGCGGCUGGCGUGCAAGCAGCGAGCAGUUGCUCGAGGAUUUACCCGGUGCUGGAGCUGGCGGCGGGGGAUUCCUUCGCAUGGUCAGUCGCAAUCACAUGUUGAACUCAUCCAACUACUCGUUGAGUUCGCUCUUCUCGUUGGGCUCCGUUGCGAGCUUGCAGGGAUCAACCCGCUCGGUCGGAAGUCGCAGCUCUCGGAGAGCUCCUGCUCCCCCCGCCUGGCGUGGGCCCGCCUGCCUGCACACUCUGUACAAUCUACUUCUGGCUCCAUUUGAUGAUCUUCUGCCAAGUGGCGCCAGCGUGUCCCGACAGGGAAGACGUGAACUCAUUCUUGUGUUGGACAGCGCACUCUACCUGGUGCCAUUUGCCAUCCUACGCGCCGCUGGCGAUGAUGGCGAAUAUCUUUCGGAACGUUGUGCCUUGUUGACGGCGCCGUCACUGCAAUCCCUUCGUGGUCGCUCUCGAAGUCGUCGGGAUCGUGGUCGUCCUCCCACAGCUCUGGUUGUUGGUGGACCACGAGUUCCAGCUGCUCUGGCCGAACGUUGGGGCUGGGCAGCUGCCGAAUCUCCGGCAGCACUUCAAGAAGCCGCUAUGGUAGCCGACAUGCUGCAGGCCAAUGCCCUUGCCGGCUGUAAUGCCACCAAGGAGUCUGUGCUCGCCGAGCUCCCAAGCGCCGAGUGCGUCCACUUUGCCGCCAAUCUCAGCUGGAAAUUGGGCGCCGUUGUGCUCAGUCCCGGAGAUGUGGUUACCGCGGAGCAGCAACAACAGAAGGAACCCCACGAGCCGCAGCUUUCAGACUUUACACUCGCCGCCGCGGAGCUGCGUCAACUACGUCUAGGAGCUCGUCUCGUGGUGCUGAGCUCCUAUCACUCGGUAGAACCCAUUACUGGCUCGGGAGUCGCCCAACUGGCUGGGGGUUGGCUCUUAGCAGGCGCAGGUGCCGUGCUCAUCUCAUUGUGGCCAGUGCCGGAGACGGCUGCGAAGAUUCUUCUGCGCGCAUUCUACUCUGCUUUGUUGCAAGGCGCAAGAGCCGCUCGCGCCUUAGCGGAGGCCAUGCAGACAGUGCAGCACACGAAGCACUUUGCACAUCCGGCGAACUGGGCAGGUUUCCUGCUUGUGGGCGGAAAUGUGCGUCUGUCCAACAAGGUGGCCCUCCUGGGGCAUGCACUGUGCGAGCUGCUUAGAACGCCGGAACGUUGUCGGGAUGCGCUGCGCGUUUGCCUGCAUCUAGUGGAGAAGAGUUUGCAGCGCAUUCACCGAGGACAAAAGAAUGCAAUGUACACAACCCAGCAGAGCAUUGAAAAUAAAGCGGGUCCUGUGGCCGGCUGGAAGGAUCUUCUUAUGGCUGUGGGCUUUCGCUUUGAGCCUGCAGCAAAUGGGAUUCCCUCGAGCGUAUUUUUCCCCCAAACGGAUCCCGAGGAGCGUCUCUCCCAGUGCUCGGCCAGCCUGCAGGCUCUCCUAGCGCUGACUCCUGCCACGCUCCAAGCUCUGGCCAAGCUGGUGAACAGCGCUGAACAUGCAGAUGAUAUCAUUGCUGUUGUCAGGAAUAUCUUGGCGCAAUUCCCUUCCAAGCCAGAGGCUGAAGCCUGCAUCGAGAUGCCUUUAAGUGUGCGCCUUUGGCGUGUCGCUGGCUGUCACGAGCUCCUAGCAUCAGUGGGCUUCGAUCUCACCGAGGUGGGUGCGGAUCAGGUGAUUCUCCGUACGGGAAAACUGGCAAAUCGUCGUCAUUGCCAGUUUGUGUUGCAGGCUCUCCUAGCGCUCUUUGAUACCCACGAGGCACCCAAGAGCUUAAGCCUUGACUCCUCGGCUCACAGCAGCAGUAGCUGCGAAUCGCUUGCUGAACCUGAGCUGGAUGUACCCGCCGUGCCACCCACUACCAACAAUGGAAGCAGCGGUGUCUCAAACACAACUCUUCCCAACUCGACACAGUCGCCAUUGCCAUUGCAUCCGCGUAGCGCCUUCAUCUCGUAUGUCCGUCGUCGUGGCGAGCCCGAUGGAGGCGGUGGCUUGGACUCCAGUCUGGCCAAUACCACGGACAGCGAGCACUCCCUCUCGGAUGGUUAUGCGACGCAGGCGGGCAGUGGUCAGGCUGCUCCACGUCUAGGCUAUGCCAGUCUGCGAGGCCCGGUGCGUGUUUCCCGUCCAGGAGGCGGCGGAGAGAGUGAUGCUGCCUUUACCCCUAGUCCUCCCGUAACUGAUCCCAGCUUGUCGCUGGCGUUGGCUCAUCAGACGCGCAUCCGCUGCCUCUACGCUCAGCCGGGCACUGCGACAGGUGGCUCUUCGGCGGCUCCACCGACGAGUAACAACCGAAGGCCGGAUAGUUCCAGUUCGGCAAGUAGCACGACGACGGACUGGGAGGGUUCUGGACAUGCUACAGUGCUGCGACGUGGUGCCGCUGCAGGCGCCCAACAGCAGCUGCAGCAGCAACAGGCUCAGCAGCAGCCUCCGCUGCCACCCCCACGUCCUCCAGUUUAUCACAAUCUGGGAGCAGGCGGACGCAGCAAGCCGAAGAUUAAACUGGGCAGCGCUCAGAGCUCACUCGCGGCACGGGUGAACAAGGAGCAUGCACUCUUCAUGGACAGGCUGAGUGUGCGCACAGAGCUAACCGCUCCAACGACGUUGAGUAAUCCUGCUUCUGGUGCUGGAGUCGCGACGAGUGGAGGUCAGCGGAAGCCUCUGUCAAUGACAGAGGAGGAAGCCGCUAAUGUGGCCUUCAAUCCUGCCAGCCUUUACUUCUCGCCAGCGGAAAGCGAGCUUCUGGGCGAGCCAAAGCAGCCGCUGGAGGAGACUCCAGUCAAGCCGAGUGCCAAGUGUAUCCAGGAUAGCAUCAUGCGUCACAUGAAUCGUGAGUUGACGCCCAGCAUCUCGGAACUGUAUCAUGAGCGUAGUCUGGGGUUGGGUUUGGCACCGCCUUUGUCUAAACUGCUGCUUAAUCCCAAUUACGAGGAGCAGGAAAUGACUACCAUGGUGGAGAGCAGCUCUCAAUCCGCUGGUAAUGCAGCGGCCAUUAAAACCCUUGUGGAUGCAGUCAACGAACUGGAAUUAGGUGGCAGCUCCUCUGGGGCAACAAUCCCCACUGUUGUUGGCGGAGGAGUCGGCGGCGUCGAGGCAGAGGGCACAGCAGCUCCGGGUACAAUCGAUGUGGAAUCCACCUGCUCUAUUUGCGGCGAGCGCGCCGAUGUCGUCUGUCGUUGCAAAGCGGCCACCAUGCAGAAGAAGGCGACGUUAAAGCCCUGGCUGAGUAAUGUGCCCGCCACGAACCUCGUCCAAGCCAGCGAACUGACCACUGCUGACAUCCUUGAGCGUCGCCUCGAGACCGUCGUGCCCAGCGCCCCUUUUGCCGCCGAGCUCUGUCGUCGUGAUGAAGGCGAUGGUCGCUCCGUAGCCGACUCCCAAUGCAGCAGCAACUAUAAACGCGUAUUGGCCACAGCCGGCGCAGUCAGCGGUCUCGUCGUUGGCAUUGGUCCGAGCGAUGCGGAGGCACAGAACGCCAACUCCGGCGCCACCUGCUCCUCCGCCCGCCUCGUCUAAGAUCUUUGAGAUUGAUAUUCUGUUUUUGAUAUUACCAAUUACAUUUAGUUUAAAAUAGAAUUAUGCUUUAGGUUCUACUUCCGACUUGUACUGAUCAUCUUAGCCCUAGAGUAUUGCAUUCUAUUUAUUUAUUUAUAUAGUAUAUACACAUAUUACAUACAUAUAUCUACACUGAUUAUUUUAGUUCA